Messenger RNA from Vidua chalybeata, 1276 nucleotides. Its product is annotated as homeobox protein vent1B-like. Gene Ontology annotation, molecular function: DNA-binding transcription factor activity, RNA polymerase II-specific; DNA binding. The record is from RefSeq and is a predicted model, not a curated record. NCBI's taxonomy places the organism in Eukaryota, Metazoa, Chordata, Aves, Passeriformes, Viduidae. Gene Ontology annotation, biological process: regulation of DNA-templated transcription.
UUAUCUGGCCCUUUGAUGUGUAUUUACACAAACAACGUUUUCCUCCGGGAGUUGCGGUAUAAAGGAGAGGCCCGUGUCCCCCGACACCCUCCUUCCCGGCAUCUCCGAAACAAGGCACGAUGACUAAGGCCCCUUUCUCCGUGGAAUGGUUGUCUCAGAGCAGCCAAGCUCUCAAGAGCCCCACCGAGGGCUCCCCACACCGAGCAUCGUCCGCGGGCCGCCGGCCCGGCUCCGGCUCCGGCGUCGGCCAGAGCGAGCGGAGCCAGGAGCAGCCCCCGGGCCCGCGGGACGGGAGAAGCGGCCGGAGCAGGGAGCGCAUGGCGGCCACUCCCGCCGCAGGUACCGCGGCCGCGGCAGCCUGGGUGGGGCUCCCGGGCAGGGGGUGGUGGGUCUGGGACACCCCCGGCCCGGGAAGGCAGCGCUGCGCGGUGGCUGCUCGGGGACGGAGGGGGCGGGCGGUUCCCCACGCGGUGCCCGGGUCUGGCUGACCCUUUCCUCCUCGUCCCUGUCCCCAGGAGCAGGCGGGAGGCCGUCGGGAGCGGGGCAGCCCGUGCCAGAGGAGGGUCCCGAAUGCCCGGGCCCGGAGGAGCCCUGCGGCCGCGGCGGGCGGCGGCUGCGCACGGCGUUCAGCGCGGAGCAGAUCAGCACCCUGGAGAGCUCCUUCCAGCGGCAGCAGUACCUGGGCGCCGCCGAGCGCCGGCAGCUGGCGGGCAGGAUGCGCCUCUCCGAGGUGCAGAUCAAGACCUGGUUUCAGAAUCGCCGGAUGAAGCUCAAGCGGCAGCUGCAGGAGUUGAGGACGGAGCCCUUCUGCAGCCCCGCUCUCCCUUACGGACCUCAGGGCGCUGUGGUGCCCCUGCCGCUCACAUACGUGGCCCGGCCGCCAGCUCUGCCCCGGCAAGGGGCUGCCUCUGAGGGCUUCCCUUUGGCUGCCCUGCCGGCACCCGCCCUGGACCUCAGCAGCGCCUGCAGAGCACAGCCAGUUGGCUUUUGGGCAGCACCCUGCUAUGUGGGGUACCGGGACCCCAGGGCCUUCCUGCUGGGUGUCUGACCCUCUGAUACCAGCUAGGACUAAAGAGGAUUUGCACUACUGACAGAUAUCUGGGCUGCCCUCGUCUGAAACUGCUUGGUGGAGUUAGGAUGCAGCACCGAUCUAAACAUUUACAAAGACAUGCUGGACAAUCUGAAUCAUGGACUUCAGGCCCUUGCAUUUAUAGGCAAUUGUAAAAUAUAAACAGGGUGGGACAAACAAUAAUAUAAAUGAAAUCUUUUAAUAAAC